GUCAGUCGGAUGCCUCGCAAAUCGAGGGUAGAGAAAUCUUCCGGAAACAAGCAUUCCAAGGGAAAAUGUCCUGAAAUCAAGACUGAUGCGUCGGUGCAUAGAAGAAACCUGAAGCUGAUUAGCUAUCCAUUGAUAUUUUUGUUCAAUCUUAUCCGUACCAUCUUAUUACACAUCAAUUUAGUGCUUUGUUAUGCGUAUGAGAAAUCGCAUUCUCUGCAUCUGAGAUCCAAAAUGGCCGCGCCAAGAAACCAAACAGCAAAUGUUCCGUUUACGGAGAACUCAGUACCAUAUACAGGUGCUGCAUGUAAAACUGACUCUGGAUUACCAGAACCAACAAUGACACAGCAAAGACACCACCACAAGAAAGCGUUUGAUUAUUUAUCCAAAGCUUUGAAAAUCGACGAAGAAGAUGCCGCAGGAACCAAAGAUUUAGCAAUCGAAUAUUACAAAAAAGGAAUUUGUGAGUUAGAAAAGGGUAUUGCAGUGAAUUGUAAUAAGCCUGGAGAUGAAUGGGAUAGAGCAAGAAGAUUACAAGAAAAAAUGAAAACCAAUUUAGUUAUGGCUACUGACAGAUUACAGCUACUACUUACUGUCCUUGAUAGUGUACACAUAGAUGUAGUACCUCCUAGUCUUCCCAGUGGUGCUAGUAAUCUUAUACCUACUCAAACUAGAUCUGAUGUAGUACCUACUAGUUCUACUUCUAAUCAUACUGUCACUAUUGCCAUACCUGGCUCACAAACUGGAACUGUACCAAAACAGGGCUACACAGGGAAACCAAAUUCACCACGUUUAACCCACAAGAGUUAUAGUUUACCCCGCACUAGAAAAGAUACUCCACGCAGUCAGAGUCCAACUGGCUACAGACAUACCAGUAGAACCAAAAAUCCAGUAUACAGUUCACAACCAGUACUAAAUCCAAAGGGUAGACUAUCCAAGAAAGAUUGUAUGGUGGAAACGAUGAAAACUGAUACGAAAGCUGCCACAAGAAGAAAAGUAUCACGUUUAAAAACAGUAGAUUCAAGACUGGCAAAUCGCAUUUUGGAUGAAAUUGUAGACAGUGGAGCUGAGGUGAAAUGGCAUGAUAUCGCUGGUCAAGACAUUGCCAAACAAGCUUUGCAAGAAAUCGUAAUUCUUCCAUCAUUAAGACCUGAAUUGUUCACUGGUUUGAGAGCUCCAGCAAGAGGGUUAUUAUUAUUUGGACCACCGGGCAAUGGCAAAACUUUAUUAGCCAAGGCAGUUGCUCAUGAAUCUAAUGCAACAUUCUUCAACAUCAGUGCUUCUACAUUGACUUCCAAAUAUGUUGGUGAAGGAGAAAAAUUGGUCCGGGCAAUGUUUGCUGUUGCUAGGGAACUUCAGCCGUCCAUUGUGUUUAUAGAUGAAAUUGACUCUUUGCUCUGUGAACGAAGAGAAGGCGAGCAUGAAGCAAGUCGUAGACUGAAAACUGAAUUUUUAUUGGAAUUUGAUGGGGUACAUGCUAAUAGUGAUGACCGGUUGCUUGUUAUGGGUGCAACAAAUAGACCUCAGGAAUUAGAUGAUGCAGUCCUUAGAAGAUUUCCAAAAAGAGUUUAUGUAUCAGUACCAGAUAAACAGGCAAGAAAACAACUCAUACGACAGUUAUUAUCAAAACACCAGAAUCCAUUAAGUGAAAGAGAGUUGGAACAUUUGUCAUUGCUUACAGAUGGCUAUUCAGGUAGUGACCUGACUGCACUUGCCAAAGAUGCUGCAUUAGGACCGAUAAGAGAACUUGGCCCAUCUGAAGUGAGAUCAAUGGAUGUCCGCAAGGUGAGAAAUAUCCGACUAGUAGAUUUUGAAGAAUCUUUGAAGAGAAUCCGCAGAAGUGUAGCUGUGAAUACACUACAUGGUUAUGAAGAAUGGAAUCGGCAAUAUGGUGACAUGGGAGUUGUGUAAUUCCUGCCAUGUGUCCGUGAACUAAUCGCCAAAAUGUUGCAGGAGCAGCUGAAUUUGCUGUCCUUCCAAUAGUGUAAUGGAUGAUAUCAUAAAAACAGAGUAGCUUGUAUUACGCAAGUUUCUCAGUAAAAAUAGUGCAAUAUAAAUUUAUUUGAUAUGGUGACAAGUUUUUUAUGCAACCUCACACUGCCUAGAUUU
This is a messenger RNA of Saccoglossus kowalevskii, 2106 nucleotides long. RefSeq names its product spastin-like. Gene Ontology annotation, cellular component: microtubule cytoskeleton. The record is from RefSeq and is a predicted model, not a curated record. Lineage: Eukaryota; Metazoa; Hemichordata; Enteropneusta; Harrimaniidae. Gene Ontology annotation, molecular function: microtubule severing ATPase activity; ATP binding; ATP hydrolysis activity.